UUUGUCAAUGUCAUAUUGCACCAUUCAGUGCACUCUCGUCAUUAUCAUUUCUUUAAAAAUCGAGAUAGCCAAAUUACCAGUUUGUAUUGUUUAUAAGAAAGAUGAGUGUUAUUAGAAGGAGCACGCAGUUCGAUUCAACAGCAUCUUCGCAAGAGAGCCACGAUCACGACGACAUAAAUGUUGUGAAGCAGAAAAAUCUCGCUAAGGACUUGCUGAAAUCUCGAAUUUUCUUAGGUCGCUACUUAGAAAGGCGGCUAAUAAACCAACAGAUUGGCUACAGAGAUGUUGUUGUUGUUAGUCCGGCUGAGGUUGACUUGAAGAGAGAUUUGCUUGAAGUGCAAAACAGUCUCCGUAUUGUUUGUCCAAACAUCCAAUGGAUCGGGAUCACUGACUCUGAACCACUCGGUUACACAUCUGGCGUAUGCAUCUGGACCGAAAUUGACAAUCAACCCUUCGGGCCGUUUUGGUUUCAAGUGAAGAGCCUCAAAUUCAGGGAUGAAGAAAUUAUAGUGACUGUCAAGUGUCUUCGGCACAUAUCAGAUGCAUUUCUGGAAUUGGAGCCUAUAUUGACUGGAGGAUCUGAAGGUACAAGCAAGAGUAUGGAAAAAAGUGAAGGCAAAGUUGAAAAGCCUAUAGAGGCUCUUAGCGACACUGUUCAAGAGAUAAAAGCUAAUUUAAAAACUGCUUUAUCUAUAACCAAUGUAAAAGAAUUCUUUACAUUCAUUUUUGCACUUGUAAUUGCAGUUUUUACUGGAAGCACUGCAUUUAUCAAUUUCCUCGGCAAUUUUAUUUUAGCGUUGUUGAGAGAAAUGUCAAUUUUGGUCAAAAAUUCGACUCCAAUGUUUUUGGGUUUUUUAGACUUUUUGAGUAAAAUUGUUGGGGGAUUUUACAUCCUGUUAGCUAUGUUCUUUAAGCCGAGCAACCCACCUCCGCAGAACAAGAGAUCACUUAGAUACCAUGACAAUACACAAUCUAGGUACAACAAUGAAUUUGACAGCAGAUAUAUUGACUGAUUCAUAUUUAUAUAUUUUUUUAAGAUUUAGUUGUUUACGCUUUAUUUUGGGCAGAGUCUGUGCGGAAAGAGAAGAGUUGUCAGAUCUAUGGGGCCCAAUAUACGACUCUUCUCUUUCGAAACAGACUAUAGAUCUCAACUUUGUUAUGCCAAAGCUAAAUAAAAGUUAAACUGCGGCAUAAAAAAAUGCAAUCAGGUUGCAGUCUGCCUGUAUCAGCCCUAAUAGAAAUCUAAAGAAAGCUCUAAGUAUACAAACAUUAUAGUCAACUCCUCCCCUGAUGGUGAUCACAUACAUUAGUGUAUAUCUAUGAUCUGAUCCAUCACUAUAUGGCAAAAACAAGCCAAUAAAAAGAUCAAAAUAAAUAAGAUGUUUAAAAAGUGUCACAUACACGUCAGCAUACUAAGCAUAGUGAUCUUAUGAGCACCCCCUUCUAUUUUUUUUUGUCUUCCUACCCACAGUUUUUUGGUGACGGAACCCUUUUGGAAAGCGAAAUAUUUGACGGAACCCCAAAUUAAAUAUUUUCGUUCGUCAUGGUCGACCAGAUAUACCUAUUGUUUUUUUCUUAUUAUUAGAAGUAUUUUUGCGGAACCCCAACAGAGGCUUUGCGGAACCCUAGGGUUCCGCGGAACACACUUUGAGAAUGGCUGGGUUAUACAAUAAAACGUUGCAGAAUGAGGCUGGACCUCAACUACACUAUAGACUUAAGAGCCCACUUGUUAACAUUCUUAAACUUGCAAUCUUUCGCUAUUAUCAGCUGUUCACUUUCCGCAAUAUUCCGCAUUUUGAUAACAUUCCUAUUGUUUCAUCCCAUUCCAUUCUAGCAGCUGUUUGGCAUAUCGCUGGCCCAAUAUUACAGGGUUCUAUGUUAAAUUUUCAAGAUAGUUGAAAUUCGACUUAAUGUCGCUAUGACAAUGUUCAAAUUUCAAUUUAAUAAAAGUGGAACAUUGAACCCUACCUGUAAUAUUGGGCCAGCAAUAUAAUGUUUGUGGAACAAGCCAUAAUGAACCUUAAGUCCAUAGCCUAAUAACAAGAUGUUUAAGAGGGUUUACCUAAAUUUUUUGAAGCUGUGUUGUAAAAAGGACUAACAAGGUUCAUUAUUGCUUGUCUCCAAGAUAUUCCCUGAUGUAUUGCCAGCACACAAAAAAAGUAAGUAGUGUUUUUUUGUCUAUGGUUGUAUUGUAUUCAAAACAAUUUCACAGCAUUUACAUACAUGAUUGUAUAAAAUAUUUAUUUAUUUUAUUGUAGACUUUAUUUUAUAAUUAGUGAUAAUAACACUGAAAAUAAGAUGAUAAUUAUGUGCUUAGAGUCACACAAAGACAAAUCUGCAACGAUUUGGAUAGCAUAUGCAAAUGUUAUUUUAUAUUUAAUACUUCUAUGAAAUUAUGACGUAUUUUAAAUAACACUUGCACUACAUGUGCUAUCCAAGUCGUUGCAGACUUAUUUUGAUCUAACUCUACAUGAUUUCCUCUGGUUAUGGACUUAUGGCAAAUGGAGGUAAAAAUUGUAUAUACAUUUUUGUAAUUUUAUGAAAUAUUAAACAAUUUAUUUAA
This is a messenger RNA of Cydia fagiglandana, 2563 nucleotides long. RefSeq lists its product as uncharacterized. The transcript has a single exon. The record is from RefSeq and is a predicted model, not a curated record. Lineage: Eukaryota; Metazoa; Arthropoda; Insecta; Lepidoptera; Tortricidae. Bases 102 to 1013 code for a protein of 303 amino acids.